CAUAAUAAAAAAACAGCACAACAAGAAGCAACAAGAAUUUUUGCAUCCAUCCACAUUUAACGUUUAACCGCAUCCGCAAUAAAAAGAAAACAGGAAUAAUUGCUCUUUUACAACCUUCUGAUUCCAUUUAAAACCAAUAAAAUUUAAAAUUAAAAAUGGCUUUCGAAGUGCGUACUCCCGUAAAUGGUUCGAUGUUGCGAAAUUUUGUCGGUAAAACUGUGAGUCUGUUCGUGAAAAUAGAAUCCGAGAGUAGCAGUUUAUCGAUUCGAGCCAAAACUACCGAUGAUCUGGACGUGCGGGUCACCCUACCAGAACCAAUCAGUGCUCGAUCAUCCGAUUGGGUUGAAAUAAUUGGAACUCCUGCUGGAGCUGACGCUAUUCGUGCGAGAGAGGUUAUCCUGUUUGGUGGAAAUCAAGAUUUAGAUGUCGAAGGCUACAACAUGAUGGUACAGUUUUGGAAUCAUAGCAAAGACAUCUAUCGGCAGGGAUAGAUCUUAAAACAAAAAACGAGUAAUUCUUGUCUGUGACAUCAAGUUCGGGUUGACUGGCCCAGAGGCUCCUUUCCUUUUAAAGGAUAAUUUCCACUAUAAUUACAUAAGUUUAUUAAAAUUUUCUUCAAAAGUCGCCACAUUAAUUUCAAAAUUUGUAUUUCUCUAAAUUUUGUACGUACAACUAUUUUUUGUUUAUUAAAUAAAGCACCUAUAUUAUA
Molecule: messenger RNA, 709 nt
Organism: Eupeodes corollae
Lineage: Eukaryota; Metazoa; Arthropoda; Insecta; Diptera; Syrphidae
Gene: RPA3
Exons: 2
Coding region: 156-491 (111 amino acids)
Biological process (GO): nucleotide-excision repair; DNA replication; base-excision repair
Cellular component (GO): nucleus; site of double-strand break; DNA replication factor A complex
Molecular function (GO): single-stranded DNA binding; damaged DNA binding
Source: RefSeq, a predicted model, not a curated record